Messenger RNA from Coccinella septempunctata (seven-spotted ladybird), 1881 nucleotides. RefSeq lists its product as uncharacterized. Lineage: Eukaryota; Metazoa; Arthropoda; Insecta; Coleoptera; Coccinellidae. The transcript is spliced from 8 exons. The record is from RefSeq and is a predicted model, not a curated record. The coding region runs from base 727 to 1881 and encodes 384 amino acids.
CUUAUAAUUUCAAGAGCUAAAAAAAUCUACUCUUGAAAUUUUUUUCGCUAUUCAUAUUCAGACCAUUUAAAAUUCAAUCUCUGAUAGCUGAUUAAUUUUGAAAUAAGAAGUGUGGAAAUUUCUUGCUGAAAGUGAAAAAAAAAUCUUCUUAAGAGCAAUCUUUAGGUGUCUGUACCUAAGGAUAGGCUGCGCAAAAAAUUAUAUGAAAGAGCCACAUUAUUUUUUGACAGAAGAAAUUUUUCGCAACUUUUUCAUUUUACAUCCUGUAUAUUUUUUUUUUCAAUUUUAGGUUGACAUUUUGAAGUUUUCGGUAAAAUUUUGGAUUGCUUAACCUUGUGCAAAAUUUGAAACGUUUUCGAUCGAUUAUUCUGAACAGUAAUUAUAAAAGAAAUUCAGAAAAUUUCAUGAAAUAUACAUAUGACUUCAGAAAUGUCCUAUGUAUGUACAGGGGUAUAUAAUAUAUGGGAUGUACAACAAGAGUUGUUGCCUCUGGGUAUAUAAGAAAGUUCCAGAUAAAUCUUUUCAUCUUGGGUAAGGACAAUAGUCAAACCCCCUCCGCAAGCUCAUUGGACCAAAUUUCGGAAACUGGGGUAGCUACCCAUAAAAUAGACGCACGUUGUCCAUUUGGUCCAUUUUUACACAUCUAGUCACAGCAGCGUGGUCUUUCGUUGUAUCACACAUUUGUUAAAUUUAUUUCAAAGUUAUUUUAAACCCAACGAAAAUAUCAUGGACGCUUCAAACGUAAAAGAGGAUUUCUGCCCGCUUUGCAGGACCGUUAUGAAGAACAGCGUUGAAGAUCACGUUGAAACAGACCGGCACAAGUACAACACACUAGUACUACAUUCAUUGAACAACCGUGGCGAAAAUGCACGAAACAAAUCUGGCGUGACACUUCGUCUAGACAGCCUGUAUAAGGGAAAUUCUAAGCUGACCUACUUUGAAGAUUGUGGAAAAUAUGUCCUGGACGUGUACGAUGUGGACCUACCCAAAUUCGAACCGAUACUCGAAUUUAUGUGCGUCUUCUCCAAUAGGACUGAUAAAUCCAUGAUGAUAACCCACGGCAGCGUUCUCGAUGGUCCAGGAUUCAUGUACGACGCUGAAGACAACGGUUGGUUAGAAUCCGACUCUAGAGUCUGCAUGAAACCGGGUUCCUUGUAUUCGAAUGUACGCAUCGCAAUCGAUAUAAAGGAAGCAAUCUGCGGAAAGUACACGAUACCUUUCGCUUUUAACGUUGAAAGCGCCGGAAAGAACAUAUUCAUCUCCAGAACAAUCAUCGUCGUCAUCAAUGGAAGCGACGAAUGGACGUUCAGGUUGCCCGGGGAAGGCAGAUCCAGAGUACCGAAUCAAGCCAAAAGAUGCGAAUGGAUCAGCAGCAACAUCGUGAAGCCGACGAAGGAAAGGAAAUGCUAUGCGAAUUACAAAAUCGACGACAAGCUGGUUGAAUAUUUAAAGGCGACGGAAAAUAACAGCAAUGAAACUGAAAAUGAAGAUAUGAGGCAAAUGAGGGAAAUGAUGGAGGGUGGACUCACCUUGGAAAAUUACCAGCAAUUUUUCAAGAAUUGCUUGUGGGCGGAAGAAGAAACCAUGCCGUAUGGCUCAAGGUUUCUGACCUUGGAAAAAGUAAGUACAUCACGAUCCGAGAAGUCUCAAAGUUCCAUCCGUGGUUCGGGAUUGAUGAAACUUCCUAAUUUCCAGAUUUCUGCCAAAAUUGCCCAUGGGGUCCUGGUGUUCCCCAUAUAUAACCUCGCAGAUCGCAGGGUGGACCUAACGGCCGGAAACCUGAUCCGGGUGAGGCUGCACAAGGGUACCCAGAUCUACGAGGGGUAUAUCCUGGGCAAGCGAUGGGGUUGGCUGGAAGUACAUCGUAUCAACAGACGGUAA